This is a messenger RNA of Pocillopora meandrina, 11056 nucleotides long. The record is from the annotation of a GenBank genome assembly. Lineage: Eukaryota; Metazoa; Cnidaria; Anthozoa; Scleractinia; Pocilloporidae.
UUUGAAGGAUUGCGAUAUUAUUGUGUGACAAGCAGAUUUUUUCACGACGAGAAGAUGGCGGAUGCCUCAAACGAUUGUGGGGCAGAUGAACCCGACAUACAGGCAACCCGGAAGAGAUUUGAAGUAUUAGACAAAAAGUAUAGACAUUUAAAAGGGUUAUCUCAAAGAGGUUGGUUGUUAAUUCCACUGGGCUCAACUGGACAAGCAUUUGAUGCCUACUGUUUCGGUAUUUAAUUUGUUCAGCUGCAUAUUUCGAGUGGUUGAUCAAGUUAUUGUCUCCCUUUUUAGCGGUUAUUGAAUUCGAAGCACUGCAAGAAAAAUGUCAGGAUUACUAUGAAAAGGUGAGUGUAUUAUUUUGUAUUUGCUUUUCGUCUUGUUGGGCAAACUCCAGCUGAUUCCUGAUGAAUUGAAGAAACCCUACAUUUUAAUUUAAACCAAAACAUCGCGAGUUUUAAUUAAUCUCAAAGAAUUUCCUUUUUCCUAAUAUUUCAGUACAAGGAACAAGAAGGAAAAUAUUUAAAAAUCAAAGGGGAUCUAGAGAAAUUGAAAGAAGGUAGGAACCCUCAUGUAGAAAAUCAUCAAUCUUUCUUUAAGUCGUAUCAUCGUACUUGAUCAAUAAUUACAUGAAAAACCCCAGGAGACGAUAUAAUCACAGACGAAGUCGAAGACGUUUUUCCCUCAACGCAAAUGCUGAAAGCACAUAAUUAUCAUAAGAAUUAUUGUGUAGCAGCUUUGUGUUCUUUUUGAUUUUGAACUGUUGGAUGUUUCGUUGACUUAAACAAGGCACUUAAAGUAAAAAAAAUAAUGAAAGAAAGAUGUUGUUAUUGUGUAAUUUGAGUUAGGUCUGGGAAUUCGCUCUGAAUGCUUCAGUUUACCAUGACGAACAAUUCUUUUAGUCGACUAGAUUAAUCGUUUCGUAUGUUAUUUCUUGUCGUUCCUCUAACCCAAUAUAUUAGCCUACACAAAUGCAAAUAGUGAGGGUUAAUUGUUUCGGUGCUUAUGAAAACUUUUUCUUUGUUAUUUUUCUUUCGAAACUCAGUCACGAUGUAAUUACACGCUUAUUAUUUAAAGUCAUCUUUGAUUUAAAUUCAAUAUUUCCCCUUUUUUUUUCAUUUCCACCUACUAUUACAUGCAAUUCGAAAUUAAAAAGCGGUACUCGAUAUCUUCAUACUAAAAUUAAAUUCCAAUCCCUAUUUAUUUCUUUGACGUGGUUUCAAUAUCACAAAGCGGAAGAACAGGAAGUCAUGACAUAACUAUGUGGAUUUAUCUCUGACUACCUAUUUUUUUGUCUUCGUUAAAAUAAUCUUUCUUGGCAGUGGAAUUUAUGAUGUCAAAGGUUUUGUUUCAGAAUGUUCUUAAGGUUACAAGGAAGAAUCUUUAAACAGUAACUAAGGCCUUAAAUUACUGCUAUUAUAAUGAUAUUAUUUCAUCAGUGAUCUUGUCAGUGGGUGUUGUGGUUAUGGUGAACAAAUAUUAUUCUUUCAGAAUCAGGAUGAAGGGGCAAUGAUGGUGUAUUUUUGUUGUGGGGAUCCAAAAUGUGUUGAUAUUUAGUCUGUGAAUGUCAGAGUGCAACUAACCCCAAAACAAAGUGCAACUUACCCCAACAUAUAUUUUUUUGUUUUGAUGGUAGAAUUUUUCUUGUGAGUCUUUGCCACCUCUUCCUGAAACGUUUUUUCAGUGGUGUUUUUUUUUUGUAUUUUGUUAGCUUCUCAAAGCUUAAAAAUUUUGCAGCUGAUAACUGUUAGCUGCCACCAUGAAGAAUAUAAUGGGUCUUCCACUCUUUGAGUGUACUUAUGAUGUCAUGGGUGUAGACUGAAGCUUACAAGGAGUUAGUCAAACUAAUCUCUAUCACUUCUUCACAAAUGAUCAUAAAAUGACAAAGUAUUCUAGUUAGAAGUUGCUUUGUAGUCACAUGCUUUAUUAUGCACUGUAAAUCCACCACUUUUAUGACAUCAUAGCAGUGGCCAGAGAAGUUCAAACUUAACAUUAAUGUAGUUGCACUAUAAUAGUUUGAAAAAUUGAAAUUAUGUUACUGCUUGGUCAACAAAUCCUGGUAUUGAUUGCCCAAUGUCUUUGUUACUGUCUUUUACUACUCAGUUUUCUACAGUAAGUAACCAGAUGUGUAGAGACAUGUAGUGAAAUGUUAUUAAAAUGUGUCAAACACAAUUAGCAUGGCAUAGUCAAGUAUCAAUUUUAUUAUGUUAAGGCUGUUAACUCUUUUUCUUGUUUUCUUGUUUUUUCCUUUUUUAAAUUUUUGUUUUAAUUGAACAGUUUCUAAUCUUGCCUUGGCUGAGUAUGAGAAUUUACAUGGCAAAUAUGAAGUGGAGCAGAACUGUAGAAACAAGGCUGAGGAGUUUGCUACAAAUGUAAGGCUCUUAUGGCAUUUGUUCAAUGGUAGAAUUAUUCUUUAAUAAGUUUUUUUCCAACUAGUGAAUUAAUCUUCUCUUGGAGACGCAAACUAGAGCUCUUCUUUACUUACUAACACAUAAUUUUUCAAGCAAGAUUAACAUUGAAGUUUUCCUUUUGCAACAGUAAUGUGAUUUUGGCUGAUUUUGUUUCACUUUUCUCAAUGUGUCUCUUUAUUUCUUUACAAUAUAAUAUUUAAAAGUAAAAUGCAUAUACAUUUAUUUUAACUGAUCUUACUAGCCUGUAGCCAUUUCUACCCAGUGGUAAGCACAACAUCAUGGCUCUAGCCAAGGCUUACAUUUAAAAUUCUUGAUUUGAAGUCUUUUCUUACUUACCACGAACUUUAACCCUUUUCAUUCCCAAGAACUCAACAGUAAUUCUUCUUACUCUCUGUUAUACAAUUCCUAUAAUGUUACUUUGGAGAGUUUGGUGUUAGAUCAACUUAUAAUUCCCUAAUUGAUAAUUUUUUGUUCUCAUCACCUCUCUGCUUGAUAUUGUAUUGAUAUUUUAAGGAGAAAUUCUGUCUUGGUCAUUCAUGGGAGUUUAAGGGUUAAUAGAGAAUAGCUCAUUUCUGUUGUUCUCUUUCACCCAAAUUAUUUUCGUGAGUGCUUUCUAGGGAUCCAUAAGUCCAGUAUGAGCUGGUAGUUACUGAAAUGUACAAUUUGAUACCACAGAUGGUUCAGGAAAACAAGAAACUCAAGCGUCAGAGCCAACUACUCCUCUCACAAGUCGGUGAGCAGGUGAACCUUGUAAGUGGACUAUUGACUGAAAUUAUUGAUAUAUAGCAUAGCCAACUUUUGUCACAAUUGUUUAUGAAUGUUUGUUUCGCCUCUUUAAUGUUGAUAAUGAGUGAGCUCACUUAUAUACAUCAUGAAAAAAAAAAUUUCAGAGGGGACCAGGUUGUAUCAAAAAAGACUGAGAGGUGUUUAAAGGGUGCUUUGAUGUGGUAUAUACAGCUGUCUCUGUUUCAUUUUAACUUUGAACUUUUGAGAACAAACCUUUAAUUUACCUCAUCAUUUCUCAAGGACCAUCACUAGUUGGCUUGUAAUUUAUGAUAAUUGUGAUUUCAAAUUCUGUAAGAAAUGUUUGACUGUUGUAAAUUGAAAAGAAAGAAGUUUCAUUUUAGCUGGGUCAAUACAGUCGGAUAUAGGGAUGAUAUCCAUACUAACUUGGAAAAGUGAGAAGAAGUUUUGCUGCAGCUUGAGCCUACUGUUGGUUAAAAUCUGUGUGAUGCAGUUCAGUUUGUAGUAACCAUAUUUCCUUGGAAGAAAUGUUUGAUAGAUACAAUUAUUAGGAUACCCUUCAAUUGGGGGGAGGGCAAACCUGUGGUGUAAUGGCCAUUUCUGCUAGAAAUUUGUUAUUCUUGGUGAAAAUAUUGUGGUGUGUAUACAGUCUUGACAACAAAAAAAUUUUAAAAAUUUAACUUGACCCAAUUGUUUACUUUACAUUGGAAAGCCAGCAAAUAAUGUGGUAAGGAAACUUACAUGGAUGACAUGAAAGAAUGACCAGCCUGGCCAAUAAGUAUUCUAAAACUCUGAAAACUGGAAGUAUUACUGGUAAUUCUUUGGGGCUCCAUUGUUGGAGCACAGAUACUAAAUCAAUCAACCAGUUAAUCAACCGCUAAUAUUAUUGAAUGAUUAAGAACUAUUUUUUCUAUGAAAUCCUUCCACAACAGGAGGAGAUUUCUUCAGUUUCAACUGAUGAUCAACCUUUGAGUGUCGAUGCAGUUUUCCAAGAAGAAUUAAAAGGUGUGUUAACUAGCCUGUCAAUACCCAGAAAGUUUAAAUACAAUAAUUACCUGCAUAAAUGAACCCCUGAUUUUCCAGACCAGACUGAUGUGCUUCUUCCAUAUCAGUUGCCUAAGUGUGUAAUCAGCCUGACCUUGUUAAGUGGUUCUUAACUUUUUUUCUGAGAAUAAUAUGUGGUACAGAUAAUUCAGAGGACUAAUUACUUCAAUUAAACCAGUUAUAAAACUAAGCUUUUGCAUGAAUGAUGCAUAUUAUGAUGUCUACAUUGUUUGAUCCCACCCUGAAAAGAGAGGGGUAACUUUUUAACUAAAUGAGGUGCUGAACUAGAUGCAAGAGAGAGGGAGCAUUUUUGGUGAUGUGCAACACAUAAACAUGCAGUUUUACAUGCUCCUGUGAAUCAAGUCAUUUGCUCUUUCUCAACAACAAUUGUAAUACUGGAAUAUGUACAACUUCAAUUAGCAAUAACAUGAAGUAUUCCAAUUUUUAUUCUCUUGUUAGAACUAAAACUGAUGGUGGAGUCCUUAAGAAAAGAGGUGAAAAGUACCCAAGAGGAACUGACUACAACACAAAAUCAGGUGAGAUACUUUGUUGUCAAUUUUGUAACUAGGAAGUAAAUAACUUCAAUGAGAAGAAAAAAACUUUACAUUACUAAGUUUACAAAGUAAGUCUAUUAGCAGACUGCUUACAUGGUCAUUCAUUGUGGUGACUUCAUUAGUAAUGUAGUAUUUACAUUUGUCUCAAUAUACAGUCUUUUUAUUACUGUUGAAAACUAACCAAUCACAGUGGAGUAUAAUACAUCAGGUGAAAAACAUUGUCUUAAUAAGACUGCAAGUAUGCAGUGGAAAUAUUGCAUACCACUUAAGAAUGACUACAUCAUGAGACAAACAGUAAUUUGGUACUAAAAUUUAGACUUUUCAGACAGAGAGUCAAGGUACCAUCUCUGACACACCUCUUCUAUACUGAUGUAUAGUAAUUUUGACAUUCAUUUUUAGUUAAACAGUGAAAGGCAGUCCCAUGAGGUUACAAAGAAGAGGUUAAUGUCAAAUGAAAAACAGUUCAAGCAACUAAACAGAGGUGAGUCCCUCUUUCUUCAGCUGUUUUGGGAGUUGACAUGUAUAGGAUAAAAGGAAUGAAAGGAAAAGAAGGUGACAAGUUCUUUGUACUUCAAGUUAACCUGGUGAAGUAAAUACCAUCAGAGGUACCAGGUAUUUGAACAACAACAAUACCAAAUCUUUCAUUGCGCACAAAGAGAUGUAUUACAAUGAAAUACUAAGGAAAUCAUCUAUGAUCAACAUACGAUUUUAAAGAGCAGGGUUUAGUCAUUACUAGAGGACCCAAGAGCCCAAGGGCCAGAGGAACUGUGAGGUUUUCAAGCAAACCUCUACCCAUUUAAAGUCAGUUUUUUUUUUGUGAAAAAGAAUAGUAUGAGAGAAAGAAACCAGACGUUGUUGAUAAUGUAGUAUUACUAUGUAAGACAGAUACUGCUGAUAAUUUUUAUUCAAGUUACUUAUGAUAUUGGAUCCCUAACAUUUUUUUGCUACAAAUUAUCUUUCUUUGAUUAGCCUUUUGCUCAAAACAGGAUUCGUUUUUUUGUUGCCAGCACUUUGUGCCUUGUAGGUUAUAGAGAUAUUUUAUAAUUCUUUACAUUGAAGCUAACCCUUUAGAACUAUAAGCUUAUCGCAUUUGACUUCAACUGACACUGUAAAUAUAAAGAAAAUGCAAACACAUGUUUGGUGAAGUGGUGACCGUAUGUCCUUUGGUUGCAAGAUUUAAAAGAAACAAACGAAAAAUGUGAUGAUCUCAAACGGAAAGAAAUCUUCAGUAAGGUUUCUUAUUCGUAUUUCAGUUUCUGUACUGGCUCUUGAGGAAUACAACACUUUGCAACAAAGAUACGCUCUUGAAACACAGUGUCGUGUUGAAGCUGAAAAGUACGCUGCUGAGGUUGGUAACUUGUCCGAUGGGGAGAGGGGGGUCCUAAGGACAGCUUUUGCUGGGUUUGGGUCGAUGGUCUCUCUGAAGCCCUAUUCCAUUACAAUCUAUUCUUUGGCCGAUUAUGGACCUCACCUUAGUCACUUUUGGUAUGCAGUGACAGCUUCUUAAAUUUCUACUUACCAGAAAUUUCUUACCCCAAAAUCCUGAAAAUGCGUGACUCCAUUCUAGUAACUCUAUUGAAAAUGCAAUCCCAUCCAGCAGCACAUCCCCUUUAGCCUAAUACUAGAAAAUACCACCCCCCUUACCCUCAGGUAACUUGUUCACAGGACCCACGCACUUUUCGCAAAGAGUAAGGAACUUUUCUAAAAAAAAUUCACAGCAGGGGGCACCUGCACGAUUUCCUUUCAAAAAGUGUAAAGUGUUUAAUGCAGCCUAGCCAAAGUUCCCCACGACGUAUUGUAAAGCGCGCUAGAGCAUAUUAAUAUGAAAAUGAAUCAUCAUCAUGUUCUAUUAUCAGUUUGUAGGUUUGAGAUAUUAAGACAGCAAAAGUUUGUCUUUCAGCAGGAAUGUAUUUAGGACACAUAAAGAGAAGAUUUCACUUCCUAAUAUUAGUGCACCUUGUCAAACACUAAUUACCAUGCAAAAGUGAGAUUUAAUUUUUUUUUCAAACUUCGUUAGGUGUUAAGAGAAAAAGAUGUUUUGGAUCAGCAAAGGAAGUACAUCUCUGAAACAACUAGCAAAGAUGAACAACUCAAGAAAGCUCUUGAGGAGAUCACCUCACUAAACAAGAAACUUGCUGACGAAAGAACAGAAGCGGAGGAGAAGGUAAGGAAAUUUUUAUAUUUCAUUAUUUCUAGUCAGUGCUUGUUACUAAUCUUUUAGCGGUCGCUCAUAAUGAUCAUUGCAUCCUGCUUUUGCAGAUAAAGGAACUUCUUGAAGACAUGAAGGCCUCGAAGGACGAAGAAUAUAUCAGUGGUAUGUAAUUCCGGAAAAGAAAAUGAGGUGAAAAUUCCAGCAAAUCUAUUUACAGAAGACGUCGGUCAAUACCAUAAUUUCUUACUAAGAUGUCGCGGCUUUGCUGAACUAAAGAGUGGUAGAGGUGACUUUAUCUGUAAAAUUAGUGAACGCGUCGACGUUCAAUUUUUUUAAGGAAAGUCUCGCCGUGGUUUCGAAUGGCCUGUAAGUAAUGAAUGAUCUCUAUUUAUAGCGUGGACAUUAAAACAUGCCCUUUAGUGUCGCCUCUAGUGUCUCAGUCAGUCCAUGUGAUGAUGCUGUUGUUUUAUUGGUUAUAGUUACUGAGGAGAAACUUCACGUGGCUGAGGAGCAUAUCGAGUCCUUGGAACAACAACUGGCAGACACCGAGAAGAAAGUCACUGAGGCAAAUCAGAAAGGUAACGGACUUCAAUGCUUUUUUUUUCAGUUAUUUUUACCGAAGAUUCUGUCUUCCAUGCCAUUACAUGGUAAUGAGCUCACUUAAAAAGCAGUUUGGUGGGUUAUUAUUCAAGUUAGCGACAGAGCAUGAAAAGCAGAACUGGUCAAGUAUUGAGAACAUUGUGCGGCAUGGCGCUCGCAGCGGUCAAGUCCCAAGGCUGGAAAAAGAGUAGGAAUAGGCUUUUCUCAUUUUUUUGACCUACAGCCUAGGAUCUUUCUUGGAUGCCUUGAGGUAUCUGACAUAUUUAUAGGCGUUUCGGAUCUGACCAUCUGUUAUCCACGUAACUCUGAGUAAUUAUUAUAUGACUUAGUAACAUAAAUGUGUGUAUUUGUCUUAUCUUUGGAUUUUAUUAUUACGUCAAGGCUAGCCUAGAAGUUGAGGUUUAAACUUUCAUGUGUUUAUCAUGGGAAUUUUAUAGAGGACUUAUGGAUCAUUUUAGGGAGCUGAAACACAAAUAUAGUAAUUUCAUCCCUGCCGUGAAAAAAGCAUUAUCUCAUUUUGCGUUCAACGAAAGUCAACGCGCUUCACUCUCUCUGACUAUGGGAUAUUUUGUCUUGUUAGUGUCUGAACUGGAAAAAAGCUUAGAGGAAGCAAAGAAGCAGGCUGCUGCCACACCCCCGUCUCCAGUGGCUACCCCACCACCACCACCACCCCCUCCACCACCCCCUCCACCUCCUCCCACACAGCUUAUCAAGUAAGUUUAAAUAAAAUGUUCUGCGACGUACGUAUUUUAGUUGGGAGUUACGUAACUGCUUUGAUAACCUUUUUUUCGAGGGACUUUGGUUACCCAAUAGUUUCCUGUUGGAAGGGGUUUUGAAAGUGACUUAUAUGGUAAACGCCGUCGGAGGAGAAGCUGACAUUUUAUUUGUCUUGCCGCGAGCAAUUCUAAUUCGUUUGAGUUUAAUGUAUCAUUAUUAAUUAGCCUUCUAAUAUGCAUAAGAACAGCACUGUCAAUAACUGUUCAAUAACUGCAUGCUUUUUGAAAUUUAGGAAGUUCAUGAACAUUGUGGGAGCAAAAAAGAGGUCUUCCCUAAAACGGAACAAAGGUAAGAAAAAAUGAAUUAAAUAAAAUUGUUUUCAGUUAUUCUCAGUACUUGCACCCAGUCUACAUCCAAAUCAUGUGGUCGGUUGGUCGCUUAGCUGGCCAGUUUGUUGAAAGGUUGGUCAGUCAGCUGCUUGGUGGGAACACUGCUGACCGCUGUGUUGGCGCGCGGCAGGCCACAACUGAUCCCCUCGUACAUGCCCAAAGUUUGACCGCUGAUUUGGUUGGUUAAUCAGGUGUUCAGCUGGUCGGUUGCUUGCGGGAAGGGUGGUUGCUCGGUGAUUUGGUUGAUCGGUCCGUUGGUCCGUCGGUCCGUUGAUCGGUCAGUGAGUUGGUAAGUUGGUCGUUUGGUUGGUUGCUCGUUCUAUCAAUCGAUUGGUCGAUUGGUGAGUCACUGGAUUGGUUGGUCGGUUAGUUGAUCACACAGCGGUCAACGUCUGCGUAUGUGCGGUCAAUGUAUUGAAUUAGUGGCGUGCUUUCAGACUUUCAGAACAAAUCUUUCUCGAUCACGCAAGUUACAAAGACUGACCAAACAAGCUAGUAAGAAACGGUGUUUUUCCUUUUUCGGUAAACUCAGAACAGAAUGGCAAAUCACCACGAUACCCGUACUUGAAUGAGCUUUGUACUUGAAAAAUAUCAAGCUUUCCUUUGCUUUACUUUUGUUUCCUACAGAUUUCUAUAAAUGGUUCAAUUAUAUUUAGCUUAUCUACGAGACAGCAGUUGUUUCUUAUCUUUCCAUUGAUAUUUUGCGCGGGAAAUUGGCGCGUGGGCGGCAAAAAUUGUUACCUCGCCUAUGCCUGACGCGUGACCGUUGUGUUGUGUCCUUUGUAGCCGGCUGGUUGAUCGGUCAGUAGGUCAGUUAGUUGAUGUUUUGGUUAUUCAGUUGGUCGGACCAUCAACUGGUUUAUUGAUUUGUCAGUUGUUUAUCUGGUUAGUUGUGUGGUCGGUCGGAGAGUCAUUUCAUCUGUCAGUUGAUGAGUUGAUCAGUCGGCCUGUUAGUUGGUUUGUCAGUUGGUUGGCGGGAGCAUAGAUUGUAACUUGUUUUAAUUAUGAUGAAAAAUUUGUUUUCCCAGCUCCUAAGGAUCCAAUGGCUGUUGCUAUGUCUGAAAUGAUGCAGAGAAUCAAGACUGGGAAUAUACAACUGAAACCCGUCAAAAGUGUAAUUGUUCAACUUUCUUUACUGUUAUUAGAACUAUUAAAAACAGUUCUUCUUUUCCUUUUUUUUUUUAAUUUGUUUCUAAACGACUUGGAAUCACUUUAUAGACUUUACCUUUACUUUCCUAGUUUCACACGCCUCUGUGCCAGUAUGGCGGAUUUGUCUUCUUAACGUGCAGUUUGUAACUAACCCUGUUUGUUUUAAGCCUUCCACUACUAGCAGCGAGAGUGAUGACACAGAUGCCAUGUCAGAUUUAGGAAAUUUAUUGGUAGGCAAAUGAAUUGCUUCAUCUAUAUUUUGUCAAUUACCAAAAAGUAUUUUUACCGUUGCACGAAAAGUAACGAUGUAUAUUGAAGUACGACACAAUCUGCGCUUUUUUUGCGUCAUUUCAAGUUGACAAUUAAGUACAAUUAUAUAGAGAUUUUUUGUGAAAAGAAUUAUGGAAAAAAAUCUCAAUCAGCGUGAACAGAAAGCGAAAUUAAAAAAAGAAAACAAACAAAGACGUCAACAUCACUACCAGGGGCGACAAACAAAAACAACAGAUCAAAACGGUUAUGUUUUUUGUUAUGAAAGUGACCGCGAAGAUGUGAAUGCAAAAAUUUCAAGAAGGAAAGUAUGAUAUAACUGAUCCUUUGUUUACGAGUAAAUAAACUUGAGAGAGAAAAUCUUAAUCGGGUGUCAAAAGUAACCCGGGACUGCUUUGUUUUUCAUUUACUUUGCUCUGUUAUUGGUCCAGAAAACUCGCGCUACUCUCUCAACCAAUCAGAUACAAAACUGAAACCAAUUUUGACAUGGUCACCCGCGUUUUCCCGCGCUUUAGUUAGUUGGGUUGUUCUUACUUCUUUGACUCAUUGACCCUUAAAAGUAUUUUCCUUUUUUCUGAUUGGCCGUGGUGAUUAAUUUGGUUUGGCGGGUAUUACGCUCUUUUUUGAGUAGUAUUCUAUCGAAUUCAAGUAUGGGGUUAAAGAGAAUGUUUAACAAUUGAACGUCUUCUACUUUUUCAGAAAACGUUAAAGAGAAAUCCAAGCGUUGAUGUUGGUCCAGGAGUAAGUUCUCCUGGAGCAGACGGUUCACCAGUUGAAUGGGCAAAUAUUAAGCUACGUAAGCCGAGCUCCAGUGUAGAGUCUUCCAAGGAGACAUCCAACUCAGGAGACGCCGGAAAUGGCAACAAUGAACUAAAAAAGGUGGUAUUGAGGAAACCACGAAGCCAUUCUGCAGGGGACAUUCUUGACGAUAGACCAAAGGACGAGGCUACGGCAGAGCUGAAAAGGAUUCUACAGAGACAAAAAGCUGCUGCCGAGAAAGGUGAAAAAUUGAUAGAAAAUGUGCUCCUUUUGUAG